AUGGACGAGCCUAGUACUAGUACUAGCAGCAACGUUAUGCAUUCAGAUUUCGUGGAAAUAACAAUAGAUGUGCACCAAGUCGUUCCACCACCACACGUAAGCACUCUACAAAGAAUCAAAAUCAAACUCAAGGAAACCUUUUUCCCCGACGAUCCUAUACGACAAUUCAAAGGAAAAACUCUCAACACCAAACUCAUCCUUGGAGCUCAAUACUUUUUCCCUAUUCUUCAAUGGUUACCUAAUUACAGUUUCAAUCUCUUUAAAUCUGAUCUUGUUGCCGGCCUCACUAUUGCCAGCUUAGCCAUUCCGCAAGGAAUUAGUUACGCCAAGCUUGCAACUCUUCCUCCGAUUAUAGGACUCUAUUCGAGUUUUGUUCCACCGUUAGUUUAUGUUGUUCUUGGAAGCUCCAAAGAUCUUGCUGUAGGACCUGUUUCCAUUGCGUCUCUUGUGAUGGGAUUCAUGAUUGCAGAGGAAGUGUCUCCCACAACACAGUCUGAUCUAUUCAUUCAGUUAGCUUUUACUUCAACGUUUUUUGCUGGUAUUUUUCAAGCUACUCUUGGAAUUUUAAGGUUGGGUUUUAUCAUUGAUUUUCUAUCGAAGGCGAUUUUACUUGGGUUUACGGCUGGAGCGGCUGUAAUUGUGUCUCUGCAACAGCUAAAGGCUUUACUUGGAAUCACACAUUUCACUAAAAAGAUGGCUAUUAUUCCUGUCAUGUGUUCUGUUUUUGACAAUAUUCAUGAGUGGUCAUGGGAAACAAUAGUGAUGGGGGCUUCCUUCUUAGGGAUACUUCUGAUUGCAAGACAAAUUAGCAUAAGGAAGCCACAGUUAUUCUGGGUGUCAGCUGGAGCUCCUCUUGCAUGUGUCAUCAUCUCCACUAUCCUCACUUUUGUAAUCAAGGGUCAAAAACAUAGCAUCAGUAUAGUUGGGAAAUUGCAACAAGGAAUAAAUCCUGCUUCAGCCGACAUGUUGCUUUUUAGUGGAGAUUAUCUUGGCCUAACCAUCAAAACCGGAAUUGUCAGUGGCAUUUUAGCACUCACUGAAGGAAUUGCAGUGGGGAGAACAUUUGCAACUCUAAGAAACUACAAGUUGGAUGGAAAUAAAGAAAUGAUGGCAAUUGGGUUCAUGAAUGUGGUUGGCUCUACCACAUCAUGCUAUGUCACAACAGGAUCUUUUUCUCGGUCAGCUGUAAAUCAUAACGCGGGCGCAAAAACAGCGAUGUCGAACUUAGUAAUGGCUGUGACAGUCAUGGUGACACUCCUUUUUCUUAUGCCGUUAUUUCGAUUCACGCCUAAUGCUGUAUUGGGUGCAAUCAUAAUAACAGCAGUAGUUGGCCUUAUUGAUAUCCCUGCUGCUCUUCUCAUUUGGAAGCUCGACAAAUUCGAUUUCAUUGUGUUGUUGACUGCUUUUUUGGGUGUUAUUUUCAUCUCUGUCCAAUAUGGCCUCGCUCUCGCGGUGGGAUUGUCAAUUUUUAGGAUCCUUAUGCAAAUUACAAGGCCUAAGACAGCAAUGUUAGGGAACAUACCAGCGACAACCAUAUAUAGAAAUAUUCACCAUUAUAAAGAAGCUACAAGAGUACCUGGUUUUCUAAUUUUGAGUAUAGAGGCUCCAAUCAAUUUUGCUAAUAUUACAUAUCUCCAUGAGAGGAUGUUACGGUGGAUAGAAGAAGAAGAGGACACCAAAACAGAAAACUCAUGCCUUCAAUAUGUGAUUCUUGAAAUGUCAGCUGUGAGUUCCAUAGACACAAGUGGAGUUUCACUUUUCAAGGAGUUGAAAGUAGCAUUGGAAAUAAAAGGUGUCGAGCUUAUAUUGGUGAAUCCUCUAGCUGAGGUUAUUGAAAAGCUGAAAAAAGCAGAUGAAGAUAACGAUUUCGUACGACCAGAUUACCUUUUCUUGACAGUUGGAGAGGCCGUAGCUGCACUUUCAUCAGCAAGGAAAAGGCAAUCGCAAACCAUAGAAGAGAUAGAAUAG
Vicia faba (fava bean) is the source of this 1968-nucleotide messenger RNA. The record is from the annotation of a GenBank genome assembly. NCBI's taxonomy places the organism in Eukaryota, Viridiplantae, Streptophyta, Magnoliopsida, Fabales, Fabaceae.